AUGGAUGUCUCCAACGCCUUCCUUCAUGGUCACCUCGAGGAGCAGGUCUUCUAUAAGCAGCCCACCGGGUUUGUUGACCCGACGCUUCCCGACCACCUUGGGUUCCGCUCUACCCGCUCGGACGCCUCGCUCGUCGUCUAUCAUCAGGGCUCUGACACAGCCUACUUGAUGCUCUAUGUCAACGACAUCAUCCUGACGGCAUGUACUGCUGGUCUUCUCAGUCAGCUCACGGCUCGUCUUCGUGCUGAGUUCGCCAUCAAGGACUUGGGUCCUUUGCACUACUUCCUCGGUGUCGAGGUGGUGCACCGUCUGGAUGGCUUCUUCCUUUAUCAGCGGAAGUACGCUCACGAGCUCCUGGAGCGCGCCGGCAUGCUUAACUGCAAGCCCGCCGCUACGCCUGUUGAUACGAAGGCCAAGCCUUCUGCCCGGAUGGUUCUCCUGCUCCGGAUGCUGCUUUCUAUCGGUCUAUCAUUGGUGCUCUCCAGUACCUCACUCUGA
This is a messenger RNA of Aegilops tauschii subsp. strangulata, 498 nucleotides long. Lineage: Eukaryota; Viridiplantae; Streptophyta; Magnoliopsida; Poales; Poaceae. The record is from RefSeq and is a predicted model, not a curated record.